This is a messenger RNA of Bactrocera dorsalis (oriental fruit fly), 1023 nucleotides long. RefSeq names its product modular serine protease-like. The record is from RefSeq and is a predicted model, not a curated record. The transcript has 4 exons. Gene Ontology annotation, biological process: proteolysis. Gene Ontology annotation, molecular function: serine-type endopeptidase activity. Lineage: Eukaryota; Metazoa; Arthropoda; Insecta; Diptera; Tephritidae. The coding region runs from base 85 to 885 and encodes 266 amino acids.
UGCUCGUUUGAAGGAGCGGGGGUUCCUUGUAACAAUAUAGUACCCGAUACGAUUGCCAAAGUGUCGUGUGCUGAUAGUUAUAAAAUGCCGGCACAACUAGGCGAUUCCGCUUCCUAUGAAAUGACCUGCAAAAGCGAUGAAAAUUGGAGUAAAAGGAAAGCCAAUUGCGAACCGAUUUGCGGUCGUUACGCAUCAGAUAGCGCAUCAGUAGCACCAUGGCACGUAGGUGUCAAAACAUAUUUGAACCAGAUGUGCGGAGGUACUAUUGUCUCUCCAAGUAUUGUGAUAACUGCUCUACAUUGCGUCCAAUUUGAAGAUGAACCAGCUCUUAGCGUCGACAAAGUUGUAGUGAUAAUCGCGGGGAAUUCAGUCAAUGUGUCGGAGAUUAUCGUAGGAGGACAAAUCGAUGUUGCCCUACUAAAACUAAGCGAAAUACUUACUUUGAGUAAGAGCAUAAGACCGAUAUGUAGAACUGAGAGCGAAUACAUUGCAAGCUCCACAAAAGCAUUUCUUCAUGGUUGGCCGAAAGAUACAAACAAAGUCACAGAUGUAUUUCAUAAGACCGAACUGGAUGUAUUGCCUCGUCAUAACUGCGGCGCCAAUUUGAAUGAAACGUAUAUUUGUGUGCGCCCCGCAUAUAAACUUGACAGAAAUGAAACCCUGUGCGAAGGAGAUAGUGGAAGCGGGAUCAUUGCCGAAAGCAACGGCGUGAACUAUAUAAUUGGCAUACUUAUUUUUAAGCCCAGCCGCAAUGUAAAAUGCACAAACGAGCCUAUUGUUGCCGUCAUGUUUAACCAAAUACCAAAAUCACUGAAAAUUACAAUUAUCUUGGACAAAGAACCUUUGUAUGACAUGGAUCUACCCAUGAAUGUAAUGGAAAAGUAAAAAUUUCAAAAUUUCGACAUUGAAAGAAAUAAAUACAUAAAGUAGCUGUACCCCGGUGUGACCCGCGGUUUAUUAGGAAAACAAAUUGAGUAUUAAAAGUAAAAAUAAUAAAUAUUCUCAUCUUGAGAAGCAAAAUAA